Molecule: messenger RNA, 3369 nt
Organism: Lottia gigantea (owl limpet)
Lineage: Eukaryota; Metazoa; Mollusca; Gastropoda; Lottiidae
Exons: 26
Coding region: 1-3369 (1122 amino acids)
Cellular component (GO): extracellular region
Molecular function (GO): endopeptidase inhibitor activity; protein binding
Source: RefSeq, a predicted model, not a curated record
AUGAGAUAUUAUAACUCUACAAUAUUUCUUCAGGUAAAGAAAACUAUGAAUGUUAAAGUUAGAUUUGAACACGAUGAAGGCAGAUUAUUUUUUGUUAUGGUAGUAUCUAAAGGAAGAAUUAUUUGGACUGAUAAUUUUUACUCAGAUGAUAGUGGUGUGAAAAUAGUUCACAUACCUGAUAAAUAUAGAGAUGAUUUAUCGCCCUUUGCUAGAGUUAUUGUGUACUACCAUGGUCAAUAUUUAAAUGCAGAUAGUCUGACCAUUGAUUUUCCUGACAAAUGUUUAGACCAGCUACAAAUUCUCCACUACAGACCAGGCAUCACUGGUUUACCAUCCACACCAGAUGAUAAACGUAAAGUAAUACGACUGAAAGGUAGUGUCGGAAUGACUGUAGGACUAGUAGCUGUUGAUAAAUCUGUGUAUUAUUUAAAUGAUAAGAUAUCACUGACCAAAGAAUCGCUUCGUAAAGAAAUGUUGAAGAGAGACACUGGAAUCAAAACAGUUCAAAGUGAAAACGGCAUCGAAAUAUUCCGAAUCAAUGGUUUAUUGGUGCUUCAAAAUAUAGACCUAUUAGGUGAUGAUAUUGGUAGGCCUUUAAACCGUAUAGGAGAUCGUGUGUAUGUUUCACCUCAUAACAACGACUUGAUUCCUUACAAGAAAAUAAGAAGUUUCUUUCCCGAAACCUUCAUGUUUGAAGACGUAGUGCUGAAUUCAAGAGGGACGUAUAAACAUAAAUUUCUAUUACCCGAUACAGUUACUACUUGGAUUAUCCAUGCUGUGGGUAUAUCAGCUAGUCGUGGUUUGUGUGUUGCUGAUCCAAUACAAUUCUAUGCUUUCCUACGAUUUCAUACUAAACUACAACUUCCACAUAAAGUCGUUAGACUGGAACAAGUCAAGGUUAAACUUAGUGUUUAUAAUUACGACGCAUCGACAAAGUUCAAGGUUAACAUAACAGGUGAUUUGGGGUUAUGUUUUCCACGAUGGGAAGCUUAUUGUGGUUCAAUUAGAAAGGUUAAGAAGAAUGGUAUCAGUACCUGUGAAUUUGAUAUCAUACCAUUUAGAACUGGUGAUCUAGCUAUAAGAGUUGGGAUAUGGGACCAGAGUGUCACGCCGCCCGAAUUAGUUGACGCAGUAGAAAAGAAACUUUAUGUUGUGCCAGAGGGGAAAAGACUUCGGAAAACCAUAACAUUUGCUUUAGAUCCAGAAGGUAGUAAACUUCAGUCUGUGGCAGCAGAGAAAAUUGUAUUAGAUAGCGAUCCCGUCAUGGACAACGAUACACUGAACAAUACAAACGAAAACAUACAGCAAACAGAAGUAGAUUUAGCUUUACCAACAGAAAUCAUACCUGGAACAGAAUCAUGUGGAAUCCAAGCAUGUGGUGAUUUAAUGGGUGAUGUAAUAAGCACAGUUAUAUUUGAUACUGGUGAUACAUUUGUCUCAUCGUUUUAUGGUGGUGAAGAAAUCAUUGGUAACCUAGCCCCUAUAGUCUAUGCCCUGGAAUAUCUUAAUUCUUUAGAUUUAUUGAACAAUGACAUCUUCGAUAGAAGUAGACGAAGCAUAACAAAAGGAGUAACACAGUUAAUGAAGUAUAGAAAGAAGUAUGGAUCAUUUAGUUUAAAUGAAGGCUCCUUACCAUCUACUUGGUUUACAGCCCUGGUAUUAAAAACAUUGUGCCAUACAAAAAAUAUCAAGUUUAUAGACGAUAGACUGAUCAAUGAUGGCUUUAUGUGGAUUCUUGAUCAAGUGGAUGAAGAAGGUCGUCCUAAAGAAGUAGAGUUCAGGUUAUCACAGAAAAAUAAGAAUUAUACAGUAAUGUUAGCAGCAGAAAUUCUCAUUGCACAAAAAGAAUGCAACAAGUCUCAAGAGCUUGAACAGGAAAUGUUGGAAUUUAAAUUAGCUGUUUUCUUAGAAGAAAAUAUCUACUCUAUUAAAAGUCCAUUGGUAUUAUCAAAGAUGGCGUAUGCUCUACAACUAGCAGAUAGUCCAGAAUCAGAGCGAGUUAUAAAUAAAUUUAUAAAUGCUGCUCAAACAGCUGAAGGACUAACCUAUUGGUCUGAUAAUGGAGCUGAAGAAGGUGUUCCACUAUGGUAUAAGCAAGGUGCCGAUUCCUACUCUAUAGAAACUACAGCUUAUGGUUUACUAUUGUAUCUCAAUAAUCCUAACUUAGAUCCAAACCCAUUAGCUGAUUGGUUGAUAAGAAAGAGAAACAGAAAUGGUGGAUUUGUUGGUCCAACGGAUACCUCGAUUGCUAUCCAAGCUUUAGCUAAAUUUUCCCAUUUGAAACAUUCUAAAACGACUGAUUUACAUAUGGAGAUAUCUUCAGAUAUAUCUACUAAUUAUAACGAAGUUCUCAAUUUCAAUACAGAAAAUGCUAUUCAACAGAAAGAAGUUAGCAAUGUACCAGUAGGAGAAAAAAUAAGCAUCAUGACCAAAGGAAAAGGACUUGGUCAAAUGAAAGUACGAGUAGCCUAUAAUGUACCGACUACACCUAAUGAUCACUGUAUGUUUGACUUAACGGUGGAAAGGAAAGAAACCAUUUUUCCUAAACAACGAUAUAAUAAACAUUAUCGUGGUGCAUCCUACAGCGGUCCAACUAAUGUUGAAAUAGAAAUGUUAAGUGGAUACAAACCCAUAGAUGAAGACUUAGCCAUUAUAAACGAGUUGAGUGGUAAUAGUAUCAAGAAUACUAAAUAUAAAGAUGGACUAUUGACUGUUUACUUAUCAGAGGUAUCUAACAAUGCGAGUACCUGCCUAUAUUUACGAGUUAAAGAAGAUGAAAUAAUUGAUUACUUACAACCAGCACCGGUAGUAGUUUUUCAACCCUCUCGGCCAGAGGAGAUAUGUUUAAAGAAUUAUGACAUUGGUCAUUUACACCAGACUCUACCAGUAUACUGUAUUGAAGAUGAUAAUAUGAAAUAUAAAGGGAAAUGUCAAUGUUUAUCAGAAUCGUGUGGCGGUUGUAAGAAGGUGCGCCUUUUCAAUCUCCAAAAGAAGUUUUGUGCAUCAGAUGUUGUUUACAACAUAACUAUUGAUAGAACAGUUAAAUCAGAGGCAUCGAAAGACAUUACUGCUGUUUUGAAUAAGAUUCAUAAACAAGGUGACCAUGACAUUGCUGAUGGUAAAUCCAUUGAACUCAGAACUUCAUUAGCAUGCAGUUGUCCGAAUUUUAAGACAGGAGAACCAUUAGUACUGGUUGGAAAGAAUCCUAAAAGAUUUGUCAAUAGGAACAUGGAAGUUCUAUAUAGGUAUAUUGUGGACGAAACUACAACACUUGUCAACGUAACUGAUAGAGGGGGUCGAAAUUCACAUGGUAGAACCAACUUUUUAAGUGCUUUUCACAAACACCAUACACUUUGCCCGGUAGAAUAA